AUGACAACCAAUUAACCAUCAAUUACAAACAGACAGACAAUUUUACGACUCUUACAGAUUCCUCACAACAACAUGACAGACAACUCAAAAAAUAUAGACAACUUACAAGCAAAUGACAGAAAAUUAAAUAUCAAUUACAGACAUUUAUUUUUCAAAUGACAGACAACUUCACGAGUCUUACUAACAAAUAUAGACACUGCACUUACAAGUUGUCUGUCAGACAGACAUCCCUUUUUAUUUUGAAAACACACCCAAAAAAACAAGAAAACAAAAUCAAGAACAAAAAAAUCAAGAAAAUAAGAUCUACUCUCAAGUCAUUUAAAACUUUUUGGUCUACACCUUUGUCGUUCCUUCUUGUUCACCUAGCUCUCCCCAUUCGUCCUAUUAUUGUAGCUCCGAUCCGCCAUUUGAAACGGAAAAAAAGGCGGAAGAGGAGAGAAGUAGGAGAAGAAGGUUGCAGGAGGAAAAG
Messenger RNA from Cuscuta epithymum, 469 nucleotides. Lineage: Eukaryota; Viridiplantae; Streptophyta; Magnoliopsida; Solanales; Convolvulaceae. The record is from the annotation of a GenBank genome assembly.